AGUCGAUGUUGGGAAACUGCGCGUGUCAGUUCAGUUCCGUGUUCUGGCGUUGACGUUUCGUUUUGGGAAAUAGAAAAACAUCAAUAUUCGAUUAAAUUAUAAAACCUAUAAUUCGUUUUUUCAAUAAGUGAAUGUUUUCCGUUAAGUUGUGGUGAUAGUCGGUGAAUUUGUUUAGUAUAGUGAGCCUUACACAGUUUUUAAUUUAUACCGAAUGAUGUAAAGUAGAGAGUACUGAAAUUUAAGAAAGUGUUAAAGAAGUACCAAAAUGUUUUAUAAAGGCGGGUAAACUGAUUGUACCUUAUGACAAAUUGGCUGAGAUCAACUUUUCGUUCUUUUGAUUUUGCUUUUUCGUUAUUAUACCCCUUUAAAAUUCUCGCUCCGCCAAUCGGCGAUCACGACGAAAAUAAACAAGAAAUCGAUACUUCGAUAAAUUCCGCUCGCGAAACAAAAAGUGCUGAUAUAUUAGAUAACUGUGAAGAUUGGGAAGAUAUCUACAUCAAGAUGAAGGCCAACUUGAGAAGAAGGAACAGUAAGAGGUUCGUAAUUGGCGAGGGAGAAGAUGACGAAGGGCUGCAACUACCUGAUAUUACUCUUACUCACGUGGAAAGCUCCAGCGAAAACCUGGAAGAGAAGUGGAAUGAGCAGCCGAUCAAUGACCGAUUGAGACUUCGCGUAAACCAUCAGAACUCCUUAACGCCUAGUAUGUCCCAAGGGACUGUUAUGCUACAUUCUAGACAAGAAGAAAAGAACUUCACAGUAGCUACUCCAGAAGAAUUCGUGAAGAGGUUUAACGGAACUAGAGUUAUUAAUAAGGUACUAAUAGCAAACAACGGAAUAGCAGCAGUAAAAUGUAUGAGAUCAGUGAGAAGAUGGUCAUACGAGAUGUUCAAAAACGAAAGGGCGGUGAGGUUCGUCGUAAUGGUGACUCCCGAAGAUCUAAAAGCCAACGCAGAGUACAUCAAAAUGGCGGAUCACUAUGUUCCAGUACCAGGCGGAACCAACAACAACAAUUACGCCAAUGUCGAACUUAUUGUGGACAUCGCUGUCAGAUGUCAAGUGCAGGCUGUGUGGGCCGGUUGGGGACACGCCUCCGAGAAUCCGAAAUUACCUGAAUUGCUGCACAAAAACAAUGUCGUGUUUAUUGGUCCAAACGAAAAAGCUAUGUGGGCUUUAGGAGAUAAGAUCGCUUCCUCAUUGGUUGCUCAAACCGCAGAAGUACCUACACUACCUUGGUCUGGUUCAGGUUUAACUGCCCAGUAUAGUGGAAAGAAAAUAAAGAUUUCAUCAGAGCUCUUCGCUAGAGGUUGCGUCCAUACUGCCGAAGAAGGUCUAGCAGCAGCUCACAAAAUCGGUUUUCCUGUUAUGAUUAAGGCUUCAGAAGGUGGUGGUGGUAAAGGUAUCAGGAAAGUAGAACAGGCUGACGAUUUUGCUGCAGCUUUUAGACAGGUACAAACAGAAAUUCCAGGUUCUCCCAUUUUUGUCAUGAAAUUGGCCAAAUGCGCAAGGCAUUUGGAAGUGCAAUUGCUGGCUGAUAUGUACGGCAAUGCUAUUUCUCUCUUCGGACGUGAUUGCUCCAUUCAAAGAAGACAUCAGAAAAUCAUCGAAGAAGCUCCAGCUGUUAUAGCAGAACCGUCAGUCUUUGAGGAUAUGGAAAGAGCUGCUGUAAGAUUAGCAAAAAUGGUCGGUUACGUCUCAGCAGGUACCGUAGAAUAUUUGUACGAUCCCUCUGGUCAAUACUUCUUCCUGGAGCUGAAUCCUAGGCUGCAAGUAGAGCAUCCUUGUACAGAGAUGGUGUCUGAUGUUAAUUUACCAGCUGCUCAACUGCAGAUUGCCAUGGGCUUACCGCUACAUUACAUCAAGGAUAUCAGAUUACUUUACGGAGAAUCGCCGUGGGGAAUGAGUGAAAUCGAUUUUGAUCAACCCAGACACAAACCACAACCUUGGGGACAUGUCAUCGCUGCUAGAAUUACCUCAGAAAACCCUGACGAAGGUUUCAAACCCAGUUCUGGUACCGUUCAAGAACUUAAUUUCCGUUCGUCAAAGAACGUUUGGGGUUAUUUCUCCGUAGCUGCUUCAGGAGGUCUGCACGAAUUUGCCGAUUCCCAGUUCGGUCAUUGUUUCUCUUGGGGGGAAAACAGAGAACAAGCCAGAGAGAAUUUGGUGAUCGCCCUCAAAGAGCUGUCCAUCAGAGGAGACUUCAGAACGACUGUUGAGUACUUGAUUACACUUUUGGAAACCAAAAGCUUCCAGGAAAACACUAUCGAUACAGCGUGGUUGGACAUUUUGAUAUCUGAAAGAAUGCAAUCUGAAAAACCGGAUAUUAUGUUAGGGGUGAUGUGUGGUGCGCUUCACAUCGCUGAUAUUGCCAUCACCAAUGCAUUCCAAGACUUCCAGACCUCUUUAGAAAAAGGACAAAUCCAAGGUUCCAAUACUUUAACUAACGUGUUGGAUAUUGAACUGAUUAAUGAUGGCAAUAAAUACAAAGUACAAGCAACGAAGAGCGGAGCCAAUAGCUAUUUUCUGCAAAUGAACGGAUCGUUUAAGGAAAUCGAAAUUCAUCGUCUAAAUGAUGGUGGAAUAUUAUUAUCUGUGGAUGGUGCUUCCUUCACAACUUACAUGAAAGAAGAAGUAGACCGCUAUCGAAUAGUGAUCGGUAACCAAACUUGCAUUUUCGACAAAGAAAAUGACCCUACUAUCCUAAGAUCUCCCUCAGCUGGUAAACUUAUUGGUUAUGUAAUAGAGGAUGGCGGUCACGUCAACAAAGGGCAAGCGUAUGCAGAAAUCGAGGUUAUGAAAAUGGUUAUGACCUUAACAGCCAACGAAUCAGGUAUAGUGAGCUACGUCAAGCGUGCAGGAGCUGUCCUAGACGCAGGCUCCAUUAUUGCAUCUCUAGAAUUAGACGAUCCUAGUCUCGUAACCAAAGCCGUCCUAUACAAGGGGACUUUCUCAGACCUGGACGUAUCUCAACCGAUCGUCCCAGAAAAACUCAAUCGUAUUCAUAGUAGCUUCAGGACUGCUUUGGAAAAUACUCUUGGAGGUUAUUGCUUACCUGAUCCAUACAACGCUCCACGUUUAAGAGAAGUGAUUGAGAAGUUUAUGUCCUCAUUGAGAGAUCCUAGCCUUCCUUUGUUGGAACUACAAGAAGUGAUGGCAUCCAUUUCCGGUCGUAUUCCCGCAGCUGUCGAAAAGAAAAUUAGAAGGCUGAUGGCUUUAUACGAAAGAAAUAUCACGUCCGUUUUGGCCCAAUUCCCUAGUCAACAAAUUGCUAGUGUUAUUGACACUCAUGCAGCCAGUAUGACUAAGAGAACAGAAAGAGAUGCCUUCUUUUUAGCCACCGAAGGAAUCAUACAACUUGUGCAAAGGUAUCGAAAUGGUAUCCGUGGUCGCAUGAAGCACGCCGUCCAAGAACUGCUCAAACAAUAUUACGAAGUCGAAAGUCAAUUCCAACACAGUUCCUACGAUAAAUGCGUCUCGCUCUUACGCGACAAACAUAAGGACGACAUGUCCGCCGUAACUGCAACGAUCUUCUCGCACAGUCAAGUCUCGAAAAAGAAUCUCCUCGUCACGAUGCUCAUCGAUCAUCUGUGGAGCAACGAACCCGGAUUAACGGAUGAAUUAGCGAGUUGCCUUACAGAACUGACGUCUCUAAACAGAAGCGAACAUUCCAGAGUGGCUCUUAGGGCUAGGCAAGUGCUGAUCGCAGCCCAUCAACCUGCUUAUGAGUUGCGACACAACCAAAUGGAGAGCAUUUUCUUAUCGGCUGUAGAUAUGUACGGGCAGGAGUUCCACCCCGAAAACCUUCAAAAAUUGAUCGUGUCUGAAACUUCAAUCUUCGACAUUCUCCACGAUUUCUUCUACCAUACCAACAGAGCCGUCUGUAAUGCCGCCCUCGAGGUAUAUGUCAGAAGAGCUUUUACAAGCUACGACAUUAGCUGUCUGCAACAUUUGGAACUUAGUGGUGAAGUACCAGUAGUACAUUUCACAUUUACUUUACCCCCUUCACAUCCCAACAGGUUAGUUAAAUUGAGUUCCGUCCUGGAAUCGGCAGAAGAACCGGUUGAACCAGACCCUAACGAAGUAAAGAUUGUCGACACUUUCCAUAGAACCGGUUGUAUGGCUGCUUUCGACAACCUACAACAUUUUGAGCAAAGUGCUGACGAAAUUUUGGAUUUGAUUGAAGAUUUUGCGAGUCCUGCUACUAUUUCAGCUAAAGACUUAAAUGCAGUGGAAAGCGGCUCAGAAUCAAGGGGAAAUAGCACUUCCAUCAAUGUUAGUUUGUCUUUGGAAGCUAGAAGACCUAGCGCGGAUGAACAUAUAAUCGAAGAACCAAACCAUAUUCUGAUGGUUUGCAUCAAAGACGAUGGGGAUAAAGACGAUUCCACUAUGAGUAAAAUGUUCGCUGCUUUCUGUGCAAGACAUAAGGACGAACUGAUCGCUCGACACAUUCGAAGGAUCACCUUUUCGCCACUCAAACACAAACAGUCACCCAAAUUCUUCACCUAUAGAGCUAGAGAAAGUUUCGUGGAAGACAGAAUUUACCGGCAUUUGGAACCAGCUUGCGCCUUCCAGUUGGAGAUGAACAGAAUGAGAUCCUACAGCUUAGAAGCUUUACCUACUUCUAACCAAAAGAUGCAUUUGUAUCUUGGCAAAGCAAGGGGAGCUGGUGGAAAAGAAAUAACAGAUUACCGAUUCUUUAUUAGAUCUAUUAUCAGACAUUCAGAUCUUAUUACCAAAGAAGCUUCUUUUGAAUAUUUACAAAACGAAGGAGAAAGAGUAAUUUUAGAGGCUAUGGAUGAAUUGGAAAUUGCUUUCUCACAUCCACAAUCGAAAAGAACCGAUUGCAACCACAUUUUCCUUAAUUUUAUUCCAACGGUUAUUAUGGAUCCAGCCAAGAUUGAAGAAGCUGUUACAAAUCUCGUGAUGCGCUACGGACCUCGUUUAUGGAAACUCAGAGUAUUGCAGGCCGAAAUAAACUUAACAAUCAGACCAUCGCCUAACGCAAACACGUCCAAAAUUCGAUUGUGUAUCGCAAACGACAGUGGUUAUUAUUUAGAUAUUAGUAUGUAUACCGAGGUACCUGAUCCCGAAACGGGUAUUAUCAAGUUCCAAGCUUACGGAGAUAAGCAAGGCCCUCUGCACGGUUUACCCAUUUCGACCCCAUACAUUCCCAAAGAUUAUCUGCAACAGAAACGGUUCCAAGCUCAAUCUAUCGGAACCACGUACGUGUACGAUUUCCCCGACAUGUUCAGACAAGUGGUGGAUUUACAGUGGAAGCAAUUCACGCAAGCAAGAUUGAAUGAAAACAUCACAAUUCCAGACAAGUUGAUGGACAUCGUGGAACUCAUUCUUGACCCAGAAACUGAAAGUAGACUGAUCGAACAAAAGAGAGUUCCCGGAGAAAAUAACGUUGGUAUGGUAGCGUGGAGACUCACUCUGUAUACACCGGAAUAUCCAACCGGUAGAGACAUUAUCGUCAUCGCCAACGACGUUACCUACUUGAUUGGAUCUUUUGGGCCACGCGAAGAUAAGGUUUAUGGAUUGGCGAGUGAGAUAGCAAGGAAAUUAAAGAUUCCAAGGAUUUAUCUCUCGGCCAACAGUGGUGCCAGAAUCGGUUUAGCAGAAGAAGUAAAGGCCAUUUUUAGGGUCGCAUGGGAAGAUAAUAAGGAGCCAGAUAGAGGCUUUAGAUAUUUAUACUUGACUCCCGAAGAUUAUGCCAAAGUAAGCUCCACGAAUUCGGUGAGGGCUGUUUUAAUUGAAGAUGAAGGAGAAUCUCGAUACAAAAUUACAGAUAUUAUAGGUAAAGAGGAUGGAUUAGGUGUUGAGAACUUAAAAUACGCCGGUAUGAUAGCCGGUGAAACGUCCGCUGCUUAUGAAGAAGUUGUUACGAUUUCGAUGGUAACUUGCAGAGCCAUUGGUAUUGGUUCCUACCUAGUUCGUCUAGGACAGAGAACUAUUCAAAUCGAAAAUUCUCCUAUUAUUCUUACCGGAUAUGCUGCUUUGAAUAAAUUACUGGGACGAGAGGUGUAUGCCUCUAAUAAUCAACUUGGAGGAAUUCAAAUAAUGUACAACAACGGUGUAACUCACAAAACGGACCAAACCGAUUUAGAGGGUAUUUACACAAUAUUGAGAUGGCUUUCAUAUAUUCCAAAGGACAAACUGUCUCCCCUACCAAUAGUUAGUCCCGUAGAUCCAAUCGAUAGAGAAGUUACUUUUACUCCAACAAAAACACCAUACGAUCCAAGAUGGAUGCUGGAAGGAAGACAAUCUCCCAACGAUAGCAACAUUUGGGAGAGUGGAUUCUUCGACAAAGGUUCCUGGUCGGAAAUAAUGCAGCCGUGGGCUCAAACCGUAGUUGCUGGUAGAGCUAGAUUGGGAGGUAUACCUGUGGGAGUUAUUGCAGUAGAAACUAGGACUGUAGAACUGACGCUACCUGCCGAUCCUGCCAAUUUGGAUUCUGAAUCAAGGACCGUAUCUCAAGCUGGUCAAGUAUGGUUCCCAGAUUCUGCUUAUAAAACCGCUCAAGCUAUUAAAGACUUUUCUAGAGAAGACCUCCCAUUAAUAAUCUUCGCCAAUUGGAGGGGUUUCAGUGGAGGAAUGAAAGAUAUGUACGAACAGAUUGUCAAAUUUGGUGCCUAUAUCGUGGACGGAUUGAGGGAAUACAAACAACCAAUCAUCAUAUAUAUUCCUCCUAAUGGUGAACUUCGAGGAGGUGCUUGGGCAGUCGUAGAUCCAACUAUUAAUUCUAGGUAUAUGGAGAUGUUUGCAGAUAAUGAUAGCAGGGGUGGUAUUUUGGAACCCGAAGGUAUAGUCGAAAUUAAAUUCCGCAAAAAAGACUUGGUCAAAGCUAUCCACCGCAUAGAUCCCACCGUCAAAGAAUUAGACGAGCAAGUCAACCAGAUAAUGAGGGAACUUCCUCGAGAUCGUUCUGCUAGCAUUACACAACCUCGUGAACGAUCCGCCAGCAUCACUGCCACCGUCGAAAGACCCAAACCUCCAGAAGUAGUUGGUCUAGAAAAGAAAAUCCAACAAAGAGAAAACUUCCUUUUACCUAUGUACCAUCAAGUGUCGGUACAUUUCGCAGAUCUGCACGAUACUCCUGAGAGGAUGUUAGAGAAAGGGGCUAUCAAUGAAAUCGUACCGUGGAGAAAAUCUAGGAAAAUAAUCUAUUGGCGUCUGAGGAGACGUCUUCUUGAAGAAAGAGUAAUCAAAGCACUUAUGGAAGUCCAACCAGAAUUGGCAGUAGGACAAGGGGAAGCAAUGCUCAGGAGGUGGUUUGUGGAAGACAAAGGUGCUUCUGAGGGAUAUAAAUGGGACAAGAAUGAAGUGGUAGUUCAAUGGAUCGAAGAGCAGUUACAGAAACCAUCACACGAAUCCAUUAUAAGCCACAAUAUACAUGCUGUAAAGAAAGACGCAGUUCUCAAUAAUAUUAAAUCUACUUUAGAGGAUUGUCCAGAUGUCGCAUUGGAUGCGGUCGUAGCUAUAAUAGAAAAACUAAGUGACAACCAAAAAGCAGAAGUGAUACGAACACUAUCCCAAUUGGGUUCGCUAGAAAAUAUAGAUUAGUUUGUACAAAAUAGGACUGAUAUUUUCUUAGAAUUUUAUACUUCAGGGAAUUUUUAUUUAAUAAUACGGCAACGAGUAAGCAAAAACAAAACUAUGUAGUUAGUUUCAUUUUUCAUUUGAUAAUAUUAUCAAUAGACUUCUAUGUGUUGCUAAUAAAGUUACACUAAACAUAGAAUAGAGGGGAAAACUGAGUUUUUACGUCAAAUUUAAUGAAUAUCAAUCUGAAGUUAGGUACGUCAUUUUAGAUUGUUGGUUAGGUAUGUAGGUGACGCUAUAACACCGAAGAGUAGACAUCUAAACGCAAAAUGAAUGUCAAUGUACAUCAUAGUUCACUUGCACUUGCAGUAGUAAAUACUAAAUACAGGCAGAUAUUAUUCUAGUUGCCUUGAUUGACAUUUGAAUCUACAUUUUACGGAUUGUGAUAUAUUAAUGUGACGUCAUAGUUUCAGUUGGUUAUCUUGAAAAGUUGUAACUGUUAUCUGAUCUGCCAUCAUACGUCAUUGCAUCUAUCUCGAGACAAAUUGUUUAUCUCAUAUCUUAUUUACCGAUUGUAUGAUAUUUAUCUUUCUUUAACUUACGACAUUAAAUGAAUAAAUGGACCAAAGCACUUACGAUGAAAUUCAAUGUCCCAACUCAGCACAUAGUUCCAUAAAGAAAACAAAUUAGUACAAAAACUACUUCCAGUAUCAAAUGUAUAUGUGCUUUUCAAAGAGUUCUUCGUUUGAACGCAAUACUUAUCGGCCAGUUUCUGAAAUUUUCUACGUUUUAUACACAAAAAAAUUCAGUAAGUUCAUAUAUUUUUCCCCUGUAGCAAAGAACUCAUUAAUGAUAAAAAGGGUCGUUUUUGUUGCUGUGGAUUGUCGUAAUGUACAUUAUUUGAUGGAAUUCCGUCUAAUGUUACCUUUUGGUGAUAUUCUAGAUAUAUUUGUCUUAUAGAGAAACGGCAGGAUGAACCACACCGUUCACGACUGUAUAGGACUUUUCAUCAGCAGCCAUGUUUUUCGUACAGACAGAUUUGACAAUGACGUAUGAUAUCUAUUAUACGUCAUACGUACUGGUUUAUAAAUUUAUAAAGAAAUAUUUAUUAAAUAAAUAUUUUUUAUUUAAUAAAGAAAUAACAUGAUUUAUAUAGAAAUAAAGGUCUUAGAAAAUUUUAAAAAUAAUAUAUGUAUUGUCUUUAAAUAAUUUAGAACAGUGGUUCUCAAACUUUUUUAGUUGCGGCACCCUUGUAGGACUAAAAAUAUUUCGAGGCACACCAACCCUUGAAGCGAUUUUUGAAACGACAAAAAAUGAAAAAAAUACAAUUCUGAUGAUGAUUUGAUUUCAAUAUAAACUUUAUUUCAGAUCAAUAAAAUACAAUAUAUUUGAUAUUCAAAUAUCCUUACUUAAUGUGAUGAAUGAAACUGUUUCGAUCAUGUUUUCAUUACAUCCUUUAUGGGAAUCUGAGUUCCCAGGUAUUCACAAAAUAGGAUUCAUCAUCAUCAAUACACAAGCCAGUUCGAAACAUUAAUGAUAAAAUUUAGGAAUUCAUCACUUGAAAACUGCUUCCCCUUCAACCAAUGGACUCUUUGCUUCACCACAAUACUCAAAGAUAUCAUUAUCUAAUUUCCAUUUUUAAAUGAUAUAAAUAAUUCGUCUUAAACCAAACUAAACAUGGAAAAGCAAUGGUACAUUCGACCAUUCUGUUAUGUUUGUUUAUACCAUCGAGCAAAAAGAUAAAAGAGGGAAUGUAAAGGUAGUGGGGACAAAAAUAUUGUUAGACAGGAAGUGCUAUCUUGAGAGGCCACUUUAAACAAGGAUAGACUGUCUCUUUCCUUGUUUAAGAAGUCAAAUUUAGUUUGGUUAUGUUAUUGUUUGUUCCAACUGUCACAUGAAAUUUUAUUUAUAUUAAAGUUUUUUACCAAUUGUGUCACUUUUAAGACUAUUAUCGUUAAUAUUUAAUUAAAACUUUCUUGUCUGAAAAAUAUUUUACAGCUAUUGUUAACAAGUGUUGGAAAAUUUAAAUUUAGCGCCUUUGCAGUUCCGGAUAUGCCCGCCAUCAGAGGCCACUUUUUUGGUCUCCUUUUCAUAACGAUUAGAUUCCCUCUUUAUCUUUUUGCUCAAUGGUUUAUACCAUUUAUAUCGGCCAUGACACUGCAAUCGACCCGCCCUCUACAUUCAGUUUCAAUCGCGAAUAGUCAACACAACAAACAUUUGUCGAUACAAAAGUUUAUACAACUACUAUGAGAUAAACAAAUAUUAGAUGGCUAUAAUAAUUUGUCAGCAAUAUAUUCCACUGUCUCAAGGUUAAUUGCAAGUUAAACUGAUAAAUAAUAUUGGGCUUAUUGAGACUUCUGUUUUAUAAAAAAUAAUUCCAUAGUCUUUUGUUUUAUUAUUAGAAUAUACUUUAAUGAGUUUCGUUCGAACACUAUCUUAAUUUAUUUGCAUUGUCGUUUUAAAUAUAAAAUGAAAAAGUAGUUAGAUAUUUUAAGUAACUUAAGCCUAUAAGAAUAGAGGUGCUAGUUUUGAUAUUAAAAUGUAUAUUUUUAUAAGAAUCUCUUGUGGUUACCUUCUGAUAGUUUUUUUUUUUGUAAAAUUCGUCUCAUUAUUGAUAGUUAUAAAGUAGGUAGGCACACGAUAGUAUACUUUUCCAAUUUACAAUAAUAUCUACAUAAGUAAAGAGCAGAAUUCUUAAUAGGUAUUUAACUAAUGUGUUAAUAAUAUCGGCUAUUUCUGGAACGGUUAAAUACACAUCUUUGUCAAUAUCCAUCUUAAUAUUUAAAUCGGGGCUAGGCAACCAAUAAAUAAAUGACACUGACAGGUAGUGAUUAAGAGAAUACUUGAUAUUUUGCUUACAUGCAAGUUUGGUUGCCUAUAUUAGUAUGAUGCAUUAAUAGCAGAGGACGUUUAUACCAUUUUGUGUACUAUAACCGGUCGAUUGGAAAAAAUUGUCUUGAGAGAAAAAAAUUUAAUACAGAUAUCUUCAGAGAAAUGGAAUGUCAACAAUUUAUUAUCUCAGAAAAAAGAUAGUGACCUACUGGCACAGAAUGCAGAAUAAUAGCAACUGUUUUCUCUCAAAAGACCUCGAGUGCCAUAGAUCCAGCAUGCUGGAGAGCAGGAACAUAUCGAUGACAAGUUAAGGAUUAACUCACACAAGUAUUUUUAAAAUCCCGUUCAUAUUGUGCCUACUUAUAAAAUUGUCUCUAAUUACAAACAGUUUUAUGUUAUUUUGUUAAUAAAUAUUGUAUUAAUCUUCACUUUUGUUCGAAAUCGUAUUUAUUGUAGCGACUUCAUUAAAUUUAUAAUGUUUGUUUGGAUUUUCAAUAUUUUUGAAAAGAAUUUCCAAUAAUUUAUGAAAACUGGUUUUCAAUAUUGAAAUAUUUUAAAAUAGUGAAUGAUGAUUGUUGUACAUUUUGUAUCUUACUCAAAUUCACCUGUAUAACACCGUGUCGUUCUGCUCGAUUAUGUAUAUAUUUGGAUAUAAAGCAAUUAUUUUUGUAUAACAAAAUUUUAGACCUAUUAUGUUUGAUUAGAAUGCUUGUAAGUAACUUGUAUUUUUUGUUUAUUUAUUUCCCUCAAUUUUGUCAAUUUUGUUGUUAAUAUUUGUUAAUAUUUUAUUUGUUAAUAAAGUAUUUUAAUGUUUGCCUUUAUA
Diabrotica balteata is the source of this 11194-nucleotide messenger RNA. The record is from the annotation of a GenBank genome assembly. NCBI's taxonomy places the organism in Eukaryota, Metazoa, Arthropoda, Insecta, Coleoptera, Chrysomelidae.